GUUUUGGAAUGCCUGACAUCACAAGGGAGGUGGUUCUUAGCCAGUGGGAGGAUGAAACAACCUUAAGAAGAAAUUAAAGAAAAGAUUGUUCCAUGGCAACACCAGGGUAUCCAAACAGAAAUAAGCCUGAUGGGUGUAACACUUUCCUUACAAGCUAUGAUAUUUGCAGGGACUCAUUCCAGGACUGAAAGGUCACCAAGAGGGAAAAUGAUAGGGAGCUUUUAUAAACUACAGAUGGUUUUUCUCUUUUAAAUACUAGAAUUCAGGUCACCCAAUGAAAGUGAGUGGUGGUAUAUUCUAGGGCUGUGUACAGGUGCCCUGCUAAGAUUCAUGGUUCCAGGUUGUAAAUCCUGAUCCAGAUUAUGAUCCAGAAAAUACAAUUCUUUGGAAAAACCCAUUUACUAGCAUAUCAAGGGCUGCUAGUUCAGAUUGCUUUGAAACGGGAUUAGACAACAGUCCUCUUCUUUCUUUAAGCCACGGCAUCAGAUGUUAGGCUGGGACUUUGCAAAAAAAAAUAAAAAAAAAAUGGCACACUUGGAGAGCCUGGAAGACAGCUUCCCCCUACUUCUUUUCCAGGACCAACACAUGGUCUCCAAAGUCAAUUGGAUUUCUCCAACUGAGACCAGAUCUAGUACUCCAUCUUUUCUGAUGAUCAGGAGGUAGUUAUAUAAUUAAAUGAAUAUACCUUCCAUUAAAGGUGGGGAAGAUGUGGCCCUGUGAUGGAGGGAGUUGACACCCAGGAACAUCUGAAGACCUCAUAGGUCCCACACUAUCUAUUAAAUGGGGAACAUCUUACUGGAGUCCUGUAAGCUAGAUGUCCAGGAGUUAAGGGAGAGGGAUAGGAUGCAAAAUGAGAAUCUGCUAUAUUACCUAAAACAAUUUUUAAAAAUGCCUUGGAAUCCAUAUGGAACAUCUAUUUUGGUUUAAAACUGAGAUUUAGCCAGAAUAAGAAAAAGAAAGACGUUUCAGUUAUAUUGGACUCAACAACAUCUUUUUGUUGGUUUGUCUAAUACUGAGAGUUGCCGCUCUAUACCUAAUGUGCUCAUAGCCUUAUUCUCCAUUUGUUGUUGUCUCAUUCUAGCUUGUUGUUUCACAGACAAGACUGAGAGGAUGGGGAAUCCAGCGCCCGCAAAGCCUGCAGCUCCCGCAAAGCCUGCAGCGCCCGCAAAGCCUGCAGCGCCCGCAAAGCCUGCAGCUCCAGGAGGAGCAGAACAACCAGGAACUGGUGGUCUGUAUACAGCACAGUCAUAUGGGAUGAGGUUUCUCUUAAAGUAGAGGAAUGCAUGGGAAAGGGAAGUUGGUGGGGAGACAGGUAGAAAGUGGAACCAGACAUGUUGUGCCAGGGAAGAGUGUGGAGAGAAGCCUACGCAGCCACUUGGGUGCCAGAGAUCCAGUAAGUCCCAUAAAAACCCCAGGAUUCAGCCCACUCUUGGCUGCUGGCUGUUGUGUUCCUUUACUGUAUGCAGUCCGGAAUGGCUCUACCAUUAGGCAGAAUGAGGCAGUUGACUCAGGUAGCAGGUGCUGGGGUGGGUAGAGAUGUGUAGAUCACACAAGCCACACUGCACCUCCUCAGUUAGCCUGCUGCCCCAUCAGCAGCAUCAAAACAGAGCCCAUGGCCAGCCCAGUAAAGCUUCUGUAUGUGGAAUUAUGUGUACAGAGGGAGUAUCUUGUCCAGGGCGUUGGGUAUAGGAGGUGCAUGGGGCUUCAGCCAUGUAAAUAUGUUGAGGCAAGGAUCUCAGGCCCUGCAAUAUUGAGGGGCUAACAUCCCCAACCAUCACUGGGCACCCUAUGUGUGCCCCCACCCCUGCCUGGGAGACAAGGAGCCAGGAGGGCGUUGGGACAAGCGAGGGGAUCUUCACCUUCUCUCCUCCCAAACUCCAUCCCAGGAGUCGAGAGGGGCCUGGGAGUAGUGAGGGUGAUCUUUGCCUUCACUCCUCCCAGCCUCUGCCUGGUAUCCUGGGAGCCGGAUGGGGCUGGAACAAGCGAGGGCGAAUAUCACUUUCUUUGCUCUGCCUGCUCCUUCCUGUCCAAUGCCACACUUUUACAAAUUUCCACAUUUACAAAAAGAAAACAGCCAAAUACAUUUAUUCAUAAACACCCUUUCCCCCCUUCCAUGGUUCCUUCUAAUUAUUAUCCUCCUGCUACUGCAAAUUCUAAUUACUCCACAUAAGUUACUCCAUUUAAGUAUAACUUACUCCAUGUAAUUCUUUCUCACUUUCUCCCAACUUAAUUAUAUACUGCUGAAUUUACUUUAAUUCUGCUAGCAUUUUUAUUUGCUAUUCAUCAGAAAUUUUCCUCCAGCACUUCCUGUUGGAUACAGAUAAUGGUGGAUGACAGAGACUGCUUGCUCUGAGCAGCCUGAUUUCUGUGAGGAUCAAAGAAUGGGGAUAAGGCAAAGCACCUUCUCAAAAAAAGCCUGAACGAAAAGUUCAGUUUCUGAAGGGUCCAGUGGUGUCAAAAUAUGCUCUCUAGAUUCUCCCAAAGCUCCAUAGGGAGCUGAGAAAGAUCCCAGAUUGAGCUCAAACACAUGGCACAAUCAAAGACCCACAGCAAGCUGCCUCUUGUGCCUCCAUUGAAGCAGCGACAUUUCCAAACAAAGGAAUUCAGACCAAUUCGACAAGGCAAGAAAAAGAAUUUAAGGUAGUGUCAAUAAAACCAUUGGAUCCAGCCUAGGAUGGCAAAGAAGAGGUCCCUCCCCGGAUGCGGUUGUUGAUCUGCAUGUAAAAAAUAUGCAGGGACUGAAUUAAGAAUGAGAAUAAGAAGUACAGGCUAGUGAUUAUUUUUACAAGCAUUGCAGCCGAAGAAUUAUGCUUGGCUUGUGAUUUGUCUAAAGCCCUGGAUGCAGAAUUUUUGUGACUUAAUAAAUAUCUUCCAGGAAGCGGGUCAAAUCACAAAGAUCUUUAAAUGUUGUGGAGGGGAAGAAAGGAAAGUGGGACUUUGUGUUUUCAUUUCUUUUCCAUUUUUUUCUUUUAAAAAUGCAUAUUUUGUAUAUAUUUUUAUUUCCUUUGCCUCCUUUUGAUAACCUAAAGGAGAGGGACACUUUGAGACUGAAUUUAAUCUGAGUUACUUUGUAGAUUGCUGAUUUUUUUUAUCUUGCUCUUUUUUAUUUUUUUGUAAUACAUAACCUAAGAAUUAAUUUUUAUUUUUAUUUGCUCUGCACCUUUUUACAAUUUAUUAUUGGGAUCUGAUGGGGUUAGAUACUAACUGGGGACAAAGGGUGGAAAUAUAGUGAUAUAAUGACACAGUGUGGCCAAAAAAAUAAUUGCAGGGUCUUUUUUAUUUCCUUUUUAAGUAUUUCCCUAUAAUAAAGGAAAGAUACCAUAUAGUGACAUUAUACUAUGGCUAUGCUAACGUCGGCCAGAAACCACCUCCAGGCCCAUCACAACUCCAAGUCAGAGAAAACGUUCAAUUGUAGAAGGGGACAAAAAGUCUGAUUGGACAAGAAUUUCAUUAGAAAUGAGAAAAGAGAUGGGGGAGGGUAUACAGAGACUAGGACAGAAGGCUGAUUUUAAUGUGCAUGCAUUUCAAAACCUAUCAGCAGAAAUUACAGAACUGUCACAUAAAACUUCAGAAUUAGAGAAAACAGUACAGGAUUUAAAGCUGAAUACAUCCAGCUUGGAGGAAUCAUCUAAGAAAGUACAAGGGGAGGUAAGAGAAACAAAGAGGGAGCAAGAAAGAAUGGGGGAGUACACUGAAGCAAUAAAAUUGCUUUAUGAACAGACUCUGGAUGAGAUCACAGUUUUGCAAGUACAUCUAAAAGAUUUGAUUCUUAGUUUGAGAUUUGCCAGAAGAUACGGCGGUGGAAUUAAGUGAAAAAAAUAAUGAAAACUUGCCAAUUUGAUUGAAAUGGAUGAAGAAACUGUUAAAGUGGCAGUGGAUAAAUUUUUUCGUGUAAAAUCAAGAUAUGCUAAAGUAAAAAAAUCUGUCGGGUGAUUGGUGUUUUUUUAUUCAAAGAGAUUUAAAGACAGAGUAGUACAGAGGCACCAUCAGAAAAACUUUCAGAUUGAUGAUGAGAGAAUAAUAAUUUUGAAAGAAAUCCCGAUGAGACUGCUUAUGAAAAGAGCAAAUUACAAAUAAUUGACGGAUGCACCAUGAUACAACAAAAUCACUUUUCCUUGGGAAUACCCUGUGGGAGUCUCCUUUACAUUUAAAGGGAGAAAGCAGAGAUGUAGAGAUCCCGCAGAAACAGAUAAAUUCUGGAGAAAAUAUGGAAAAGAAUUAGCAGGAGAAAGAGCAUUUGGUUUGGAGCCACGACAUGAAGAAGAAUCAACAGAGGGGGAGAAGAGAAAUAAAUAAAUAAGGGACAAAAUGGCAUUGAUAAUCUUAAUGUGGAAUGUAAAUGGACUCAAUAAUAAAACAAAAAGGGCAGGGAUUGAACAUGUGGUAGAAAUAAAUAAAUUUGGAUGUGAUUUGCUUUCAGGAAACGCAUAUUGUGAUGAAACACAGAAUAAUUCUGAUCAAUAAAAGGUUAGGAAAGGACUUUGUGGCCUCUGACCAUACAAAGAAAAGAGGCAUAGUAAUGCAUAUAAAACCAGAAUUAGAUCCAAAACAAUUAUUUAAAGAUGAGUAAGGAAGAAUAUUGAUAAGCCAGAUAACAUCACAAGGAGAGAGAAUAAGAAUGUUAAUAUUUUUUUUUAAAUGAUAUUUAUUGGAAAAAAAUUUUUUUUUUAAAGUUACAAAAGAAAAACAAAGUAGAAAAAGAGAAAAACAAGCCAACCAUACAUAUACAAAUUCAAAAUAAGAGAGGGGAAAAAAACAAAAAUACACCACAAACAUUUAAAAACGUUUAAAAACAAAUCCAUUAUUCUCAACUCCUCAACUAUCAUUACCCUCUUUCCUUGACCUCCUCCUCCUCCCCUUCCUUGUAUCCUGGUUGUUAAUUGUCACAGCAAAUCCUUUCCAUAUUUCAUAAUAUUCUAUCAUUAUAUUACCUUAAACUAUUUUAAUCUUAUCUUACCAUAAAAAACCUUGAAACUUAAAACUUAAAUCUUAUUUUUACCAACUUCUCAUAACCAUAAUAUUCUUGCAUAAUUCUUUAAACAUUUUUACUAAAGCCAAGUAAUUUCAUUCCAACAUUUUUCUAACAUUCAUCAAUUUUGUAAAACAGUCCUAGUAGUGAAAAAGAGAAAUAAAAACAAAUCCAAUCUUCAUCCAGCGUCCCUUCCUCCUGGUCCCGGGUUUUGUCAGUCCUUGUUAUCCCAUCAAUCUGGCACAUUAACCUGGUAUCCUAAUAUCCGAGGCCCUUAAGUCUCUUCCAUGUCCCUUCCGCAGCUCUUCUUCAUAUUUGUAACUGUAUUUUCCCUUGUCUCCUGCUCGUUUCACUCAUGGGAACUCCAGCUUAGCAAUAUUUUUGACCCUUCUCGACAGAUCAGCCCCUUUUCCAUAAUCGACACUAAAUUCCAUGUGGUAUUUAAAAACAUGUUUCAAAAUCCCUCCAAAAUUGAGAGCCCCCACAAUCCCAAACAUCUCAUGGCCCAUUGCCAGACUUGAGUCCAAACAUCCCUGCAUAGGAGGGUCUAUCCAACCCCCCAUUUUCAAGCCAAACCAAACUUUUUCUUUCCAAAUCUGGCUUUUUCCAAGUUCAUUUGUCAAAUCCGAAAGUUCAUAUUCCUGUUGGGCCUGUUCUGUCAGGGCACACUCCUGAUUUAAUUCCUGGGUGGGCUCCACAUAUUUUCCCACUGCCUGUUCAAAAUUUCCCACUGCCUGUUCAAAAUUUCUAAUCGAAUCAGCCAUCAAAUUCGUCUUCUCAUGUAGCUGUUCCAGUAGGGCAUUUGUUUUAUAGAAAGCACACAACAGAGCUUCUGAAUACAUUGUCCUGAAGGUCAGAUGUCUAUUCCCACGAUUGUAAUCUGUAACAGCUGCCAGCUCCCAGGAGUUGGUUACAGUUUCACAGUCUCCCUCUAGGGGGAAAACUUCUAUUUAAUCUUUCUUUUAAAGACAAGUCUAGCAACAGAGUUUCCUUUUUUCAGAUAUUUUGUCAAUAUUUGUUCCUUUAAGGUGCGAAAGGAAACAAUGGAAUCACUAUGUUUCUCUUCUUUUAGCUAUCUGUCAAAAGCGUUUGUCUCUGGUCAAUGAGCUUCAAACAUCAGUCCUGACACCCCGCUCCAGGGUCAGGACGAUGGAAAGUUACUUUACUUUAAACUCACUUCUGCAGGUUUAAACAGUCCAGAAAAGAUCCCCUUCUUCUCCUGCUGCCGAAGGGGGGUUCAACAAUUUUAAAUGAUGAAAGCCAAUCCUUUAAAAGCGAUUUUCUGAGCUCUAGUUUACGUUGUCUUUGCUUUAUUCUGUCUACAAAGAAACGGAAGGCUGACUUCCUGUUUAGACCUUCCCGUGUCAGUACCAAAUUGAAAUAAAUUUUUUAAGUCCAAUUCCUUUCUGGUCGCAAGUCCUUAUUUAAAGUCCAAUUGUUCAAAGUUUAAGUACUCACGGGUGCUUAUUUUAGAAGCCAAAUUGUCCCAGGAAAAAGGCAGCGCUCUCCGGCAACGGCUAUGUGGCUUCGUUCCACGGAAAUAGCAGUUGACUCACAGCACCGCGCCACUUCCCCCUCUUCGCUUCGGAGCCUGUUAGUGGGUUCCUUUGCGGGUUGGGGGGCGCUAAGUGUGCCCGCUGAGUCCCAUGGUCACAGGCUUCAUCCGCCUGUGAUUUUUAAAAGGGUCCCCGCUUCGCCUUAGCGGAAAAGACCCGUUUCGUGCAGAGCUAGUCCCUCCAAUUCAGAGGGAGUCCGCCAUUGCUGAUGGCGCCACCCCGGAAGUGAGAAUAAGAAUGUUAAUAGAGGUAGAUGCACCAAAUGAGAAAAAAGCUGAUUUUUAUAAGAGAUGAGGAAAUCUUAUUUGAAUAUAUGAAUGAAAAGACAAUUUUGAUGGUAGAUAUGAAUGGUGUAGCUUCCCUGGAAUGGGACAGGACUAUAAGAAGAAGCGAUACAAAAGAAGGGAAGCUACCUAAGGCCUUUUUCAGAUGACAGAAAACUUAAGUCUAAUUGAUAUGUGGAGAGAGAAACACCCACUGGACAGACAAUUUACAUUUUACUUGUCUGAGAAUAAUUCAGUGAGUCGAACGGACUCUGUAUGGACUGAUAGAGAUUUGUUACACUAAGGUAAAGAAGGUAGAAAUUUUACCCAGGACAUUAGCAGAUCACAACUCUAUUAUUAUAGAAUUAAGAACAGAGCAAAAUUGCCAUUGAGACUAGAUAAGAAUUUAUUAAAUAAUCAAGAGAUAUUAGAAAAGGGGGGAACAUUAAGAGAUUGUUUUGAAAUCAAUCUAAAUCAGGAGAAAAAUUUGAAAGUGGUAUGGGAUGCAAGUAAAGCAGGGAUGCAUCCCAUGCAACAAAUUUUAGAAGAAAUAAAUAGGAAAGAAAAUGGAAUCAAUAAAUUCCCCUAGAAAAGAAAGGGUGAAACAGGAUAUUAAGAUACUGCAAACACAGUUUUCAAUUAUAAUAAAUCAAGAAAUAGAGUGGAAAAUUAAAUAUUUAAAACAAAAACAAUUGAGCAGUCUAAUAAACCAGGGAAAUUAUUAACAUGGCAAAUAAACAAAAAGGCAAGAGUAAGCCUGUAUAAAUCAAAUUAACAUAGGAGGUAGAGUUGUGGAAAAUCCUAAAGAGAUAGAUCAAUUAAUGAGUUUUUAUACCAAACUAUAUUGUGGAAAAUGCAAAAAUAUCCAGAAGAUAGUAUAAUCCCUAAAAUACCAAUAGAUGAAAUGACAAUUUUGAAUGCACUGGUGACAAUGAUGGAAGUACAGCAAGUAAUUUUACAGGCAAAACCUUUGAAAGCACCAGGAACUGAUGGUCUGUCAGCAAUAUACUAUAAGUAGAUGCAGGAUUAUAUAAUAUAACAAUUAAAUGACAUUAUGAAUAUGAUUUUAAAGACAGGUGAACUGCCAGAAUUGUGGAAGAAUGCUUAUAUAACUCUGAUUUCUUAACAAGAUAGAGACCCUGAGCAACUAAAAAAUUAUUGACCUAUAUCUCUGUUGAAUGAUUAUAAACUUUUUCAAAUGUAUUAGCAAAUAGAUUGAAACUGGGAGUACCCUGAAGGCAUCUCCUUUUUCUUUAAAGGGAAACGUAGAAAGUGCUUGUCGGCAUUAGAUAGGGACAAGUUCUGGAGAAAGUACCGGAAAGACCUUGGAGGAAAAAGGCAAUUGUUGGGAGAAUCAGAGGAAAUUGAACAAACAGUUGAGAGUUAGGAGACAGAUCUAAGAAGGGAAUUUAUUAAAUGUAUACUGAGACCUUGAAUGUGUAUUUUUUUUUUAACCCGUUGACGUAUCAUAAGAAAUAAAGUAUGGAUUAUAAAUUUAUUACUUGGAACGUAAAUGGUUUAAAUGAAAAAUAAAAAAGGAACAAGAUGGAACAUAUUCUGGUUAAGCAAAAAUAUGACCUAAUCUGUCUGCAAGAAACUCAUGUAGCGGAAAAACAUAAAAGAGUAUUAAUAAAUAAGAGAUUGGGACUUGAGUUUAUUGCAUCAAGUAAAGAAAAAAAGAGAGGGGUGGUAAUCUAUGUAAAACCUCAGCUGGAGUCAAAACUGCUUUACAAUGAUGAAAAAGGCCGAACAGUGAUUAUAGAGGUUAAGAUCAAUAAUGAAAAAGUGAUAGUUAUUGGAAUUUAUGCACCAAAUGAAAGAAAAUCCGAAUUCUAUCAAUUCCUGGAAGAAAAAGUCAUAGAAUACUUAGGGGGGGGAAUUAUAUUAUUAGGAGAUUUUAAUGGAGUAGUCAAUCCAAACAUGGACAGAACAAUAAAGAGGAAAGAAAAGAGGCAGAACAAACUCCCAACUACAUUUUUCCAAUUAAUAGAACUCCUGAAUUUGUUCGACAGUUGGAGGUUUAAGAAUCCAGCAGAUAAAGAAUUUACACAUUAAUCAGAGCCACAUAAAUCGGCGGGACGAAUUGACGCGAUCUGGACAAUAAAGGAUUUAUUAAAUAUUACAAAAGCAGGAAUCCAUCCAAGGACAAUUUCAGAUCACAAUGCGGUCUGGGUUAACUUUAAAGGGAAAGAAGAAAAGGUUAAAAGGUGGCAACUUAAUGAGAGUAUGCUAAACGAUGAAAAAAUUGUACAGAAGGCCAAGCAAAUCUUAGAAGAAUAUUUUACGUUUAAUUUAAAUCAAGGAGUAGAUCUAGAGACGGUUUGGGACGCGAGUAAAGCCGUCAUAAGAGGUUUCUUUAUACAACAAAACGCAUUCCAAAGGAAAACAAAGGAGAAGAAGAAAAUGGAGAUCUGGGAGGAAAUUAGAAAAAAGGAAAGGAUCCUUUUCCAAAAACCAGAUGAUGAACUAAUUAAGUAAAGUAUAAAAAUUCUACAGACGCAAUUCUCCAUGAUAAUAAAUGAUGAGAUAGAAUGGAAGAUAAAAUGGUUGAGACAUAGAAAUUUUGAGUUUGCAAAUAAACCUGGCAAACUUCUGGCCUGGCAAUUAAAGAAGAAAAAGGAAGAUAGAAUGCUCAAUAAAAUUAAAAUUGAAGACAAAUGGAUUCAAGAAACGAAGGAAAUUAGUAAAAACUUUGCUAUUUUUUUCGGAAAACUAUAUAAAGAAGGUCCAGAUACUCUAGAAAAAAUAAUUGAUUAUUUCGGCAAAAAUAAAUUACCAAUAAUACCUAAGGAAAAAACUGAAAUCUUGAACUCACCAAUAACAGCUAUGGAGGUGCAACAAGCUAUACAGAGAUCAAAAUUAGGAAAGACACCGGGCCCAGAUGGUCUUCCAGCUAAUUACUAUAAAAAGUUAGAACAAGCAUUAUUUCUUCCCAUGAAAGACCUAAUGAAUAAUAUUCUGACAAAUGGAAAGCUUCCGAAAACCUGGAAGGACAGCUUUAUUACUCUUAUCCAUAAACAGGGAUCAGAUGCCUCAAACAUGGCCAAUUACAGACCCAUUGCACUGCUAAAUAACGAUUACAAGAUAUUCACAGACAUUCUUGCAAAUAGAUUAAAAAUGGUGCUGAACGAGAUAAUUCAUAAAGAUCAAACCGGAUUUCUUCCCGGACGAUUUAUGCAAUCCAAUAUUAGAUGUGUGAUUGAUGUAUUAGAAUAUUUGGAUAUUAAAAUUGAUAAACCAGCAACUAUUAUGUUGGUGGACGCUGAAAAAGCUUUUGAUAACGUGUCCUGGAAGUUUAUGAAAAAAUUAAAGGAAGAAAUCGGACUGGGAGAAAAUAUUUGUAAAGGAAUAAAUGCCAUCUACUCGGAACAAUAUGCAAAAUUGAUCAUCAACGGAAGAAUUACUGAGGAGUGCAAAAUAAACAAGGGAACAAGACAGGGCUGCCCACUGUCACCACUGAUAUUUAUCUUGGUGAUGGAAGUCUUGAACAAUCAGAUAAGAAAGGAUGAGCUUGUUAAAGGCAUCACUCCGGGAAACAAAACAUAUAAAAUUAAAGCUUUUGCGGACGAUUUACUUGUUAUGACUGAAAACCCUAAAGAAAGUCUGAAAAGAGUGCUGGAAUUGAUUAAAGAAUUUGGAGAUGUGGCAGGCUUUAAACUGAAUAUAACAAAAACAAAAAUCCUUGUUAAAAAUGUAACCACAGAAGAAAAGGACGACUUAGAAAAAUAUUGGGCCUGAAAAUCUCUUCAAAAGCGAAAUACUUGGGUAUUUGGAUUACCCCCAAGAACAUAAACUUAUUUCAGGAUAAUUACACCAAAACUUGGUUAGAGAUUAGAAAAAACUUGGUAAUCUGGAGCAAACUAAAAUUAACAUUUCUGGGUAGGAUUUCCAUUAUAAAGAUGAAUGUGCUUCCAAAAUUAAUCUUUUUAUUUCAAAUGAUUCCGAUACUGGGUGAAGCAAGUUGUCUCAAGAAAUGGCAAAGAGAAAUUUCCAAAUUCUUGUGGGAAGGGAAGAAACCUAGGAUUAAACACCUGAUCUUAAUAGACAUAAAAGAGAGAGGAGGCUUUUCCCUACCCGAUCUAAAACUUUACUACGAGGCUGCCUGUUUCACCUGGCUAAAAGAUUGGUGCACGUUGCAGGAUCCGGACCUCCUGGACCUGGAAGGUUUUGACAACCGUUGGGGAUGGCACGCCUACCUAAUAUAUGGAAAAGCGAAAAUUCAUAAAAAUUUUACCAACCAUAUAAUAAGAAAGUCACUCUUUGCUGUAUGGGAAAAAUAUAAAGACCUGAUGGAGCCUAAAGUCCCAUGGUGGACUUCUCCAGUAGAAGCCAUAGCAGUAAAACGGAAAAAUACUCAGGAAAGCUGGCCAACAUAUAAAAUACUUCUAAAAAAUGAGGAUAACCAAAUAAAAUUAAAAAGAGAUAAGAGAACACAUUUCAGACUGGUUCCAAUACCAUCAGUUAUUUGAAAAAUUUAAAUCUGACAAACGAAAGGGGUUCUCAGCAGAAAUUUCCCAAUUCGAAUCUGAUCUUGUAAACUCUAAAAGAAAAACUCUUUCCAAAACUUACCGACUCCUCCUUGACUGGACAGUCAAGGAGGAGGAGGUAACAGUGGCAAUGGUGAGGUGGUCCCAGGAUUUUGGCCAUCCAAUAACCAUAGCCCAAUGGGAAAAUUUAUGGAAGAUCAAUUGGAAAUUCACAAACUGUUACACAAUUAGAGAGAACUUUCAAAAAAAUGCAACAUCGAUGGUAUCUAACACCAUGGAAACUUUCAAAAAUGUAUAAAAAUGUGUCAAGUAAUUGUUGGAGAUGCGGAGACUCAGGAACAUUCUACCAUAUGUGGUGGAUAUGUAGGAAAAUACAGGUAUUCUGGGAGAGUAUACAUGCAGAACUGCAAAAAUGCUAAAGAUUUCUUUCAAUAAAAACCAGAGGCCUACCUCCUGGGAAUAACAGAUUUGGAUAUUUCACAAAAGAGGAAGGGUAUCUUUUAUAUGCGAUGGCGGCAGCAAGAGUUUUGAUCGCAGCAAAAUGGAAGAGUAAUGAAAUCCCCUCUAUACAAGAUUGGAUCCAAAAGCUGACAGAAUAUGCCGAAUUAGAUGGUUUAUCAGAAAAAAUGAAGAAUAAAUCAAAACAGGAAUUUGUUUCUAAAUGGGAGGUUUUCAAAGAAUAUCUGAAAAAUAAAUAUAGUAGUUUAAAUUCUGUUGCAGCAUUCGAGGAACUUCAGUGAUAGUUGCUAGGUAGAUAGAAGAAAUUAGAUUUAUUGAGAAUAAGUUUAAUUAUGAAAAAAAAAAUGUGUAUUGGCAAUACGUAAUAUGAAUUUGAAAUAUGGAAUAGACGGGAAGUUGGGUCUUUAGUGUUAAGACCAAUAGAUGUUUUAUUGUUUGCCAAGAAAAUAAUGUGUCUAUGGUUAUUUUUGUAAUUUGUGUGUAAUUUGGUAUUUGUGUUUUUUGUGUGUGUUUUUUUCUUGUUGUAUAAAAAAAGAAAAAAAGAAACUGGUAUUAAAAAAGGUGAUUAUUAUGACCAGGCUGAAUUUUUGACAAAAAGACAAAUGAAAGAUAAUAUUAGAAAUGUAAUUUGUAUAUUAGAAUAUUUACAAAUGAGAAAUGAAAAACAAUUGGCUUUAAUGUUUCUAGACGCUGAGAAAGCAUUUGAUAAUGUCUCCUGGGAUUUUAUGUUUAAAGUUUUAGAGUAUAUGGGUUGUGGAGACAAUUUUAUAAAAGGAGUUAAGGCAGUAUAUACCGACCAGUCAGCUAAGUUGAUGGUAAAUAGCGUCCUGACUGAGAACUGUAAAAUAACUAAAGGAACAAGACAAGGCUGUCCAUUGUCACCUUUGUUGUUUAUAAUAGUUUUAGAAGUAUUAGCACAAAGAAUAAUAUACAAUCAAGAUAUUAAAGGAAUGAUAUAUCGUUGGUAUCCAACAAGGUUAACGCUUACUGGGAAAUGAUAUACAAUAAAUUGAAAUGGAUGUUCAAAAUAACUUUUGUAAAAAAAAAACCCAGAAACUUUCCUUCCUUCCUUCCUUCCUUUCUUUCUUUCUUUCUUUCUUUCUUUCUUUCUUUCUUUUUAUAUUUUUACUAAAGAUUUCUUGGUUUACAAAAGUAUGUGCAAUGACUCUUAUUUUUCAAGUUACAUUUUCUACAGAUCAGUUUCAUUUAUUGAGACAUUAGUGUUGCAUUAGGAAGAAAAGGGGGUAAAAGGGGGAGGGGAGAAUGGUGACUGGGGUGGGGUGGCAAUGCUUCACCAGAAGCUUUUCUUUUGGGAAUUAUAGGGACAGAGCUACCUAAAUUGUAUGGAAAUUUAUUUAUGUAUGCUACUACAGCAGGAAGAAUGUUACUUGCCCCAAAGUGGAAAGAAGCAGAAGUCCCAGCAAAGGAAAAACGGCUACAAAAACUUACGGAAUAUGCAGAAAUGUUGAAACUUACAGGAAGGAUAAGAAUGGAAAUGGUUUAUUGAAUAUUUACAGAUAAGUUGAAAACAGAUAAAAACAUUAGGAGGAUUAUAAUAAUAAUGUGCAGUUUCAUAAGAGUAUAUAUUUAAAGUAGAUAAUUAAAUGAGUAAGUUAAAUGAAUUGGGAUAUGCGGAAUAUAUUAAAAAAUAAUUUUAAGGAACCACAGAAAGAGGAGAAAGGAAGUCAAACUUUGAAAUGUUAAAAUGAUUGUAAAACUAAUGAAAUCUAUAAACUUGAAAAGUAUAGAUUAAAACUUUUUUAAAAAGAAAAAGAAAGAAAAGUUUCCUCAAGCAGCAAGGCAUCUCGCCUUGCUUCCUCCAUCUCCUUACCUUUCCAAGGAUCCACCCCCUGAACCACUGAAUGUCUCUGGCUAAUGGCUACCACAGUGUAUGAAAAUCAUUUUUUCUGGGGUAGCAAUGAUAUGUUGGCUACCGAUGGCUAAAGCAGAAUUUUCUGUCUUCAAGCAUCUGUUUUUCAGGACUUUGUAACCCUCAUAAAUUCUCCCAUGGGUGAAUACAUUAUCGUAUCUGUGAUUAUCGCCCUUACUGUGUUGACACUGCUGAUUUUCCUCCUAUGUAAGUACAAAAUUGGCGUACAUUGAUACUACUGUCGCGGGCUUUGCUUCAAUUCCAAUAGCAUUUCCAAAAAGAGAUGGCAGGUUCCACCUUCCAUUUACCCAUUUCACCCCUCCUUGAUUUCAGGGGUUGAGUUACAGCUGUCAUUCAUUGAGAGCAAUGACACUGUUUUGUUCUCCCUGAAUAAGUGAGUUCCAGCACUUGGAACAGAAGCACAGGCUAACACAAGUCCCUGGAACACCCUGGGCAAUUCCCUUUCCCAAUUGCAAUUCUCUGCUCCUUUCCCAACUAAUCCUUAUUUGCUGGGGGAGAGCCCCCAUUCCUGAUCCUCACCACCCUGCCCUCUGCUAGGGCUCCAGUCCCCUGAAGGAAAGUGCUUGGGGAAAACAGGCUGCAGAGGAUAAGGCCAUGACCAAAGUGGGCGAGUCCAGAGCUUACCUAAAUAUCUAGAUAUAUGCAGGGCCUUUUUCAGCCGGAAUUCAUCAGGACUCUGUUCUGGCCCCUCUGAGUUGGGCGCCGUUGCCAUUUUAAGAGAACAAGGGAGAAAUUCAUGGUGAGUUCCUGUGCCUGUUUUUCUAGAAAAAUAGCACUAGAUAGAUGAACACAUGACCUACUUGCUUAGCUAAUUCAUUUUUAAAGGGCACUCCAAAGUAAGCAAAUCUUGUGGGGAGGGAAUCAAAUGAUCCAAGAGUUUGCAUAUGGCAGAGUAUGAGGCAGCCUGGCAAAUGCACGUCCGUAGGACAAAGAGGAAAUGUGCAUCUAGAAUGGAGUCAGCAAACUUUUUCAGCAGGGGACCGGUCCACUGUCCCUCAGACCUUGUGGGGGACUGGGCUAUAUUUGGGGGGGGGGGGAUGAACGAAUUCCUAUGCUCCACAAAUAACCCAGAGAUGCAUUUUAAAUAAAAGGACACAUUCUACUCAUGUAAAAACAUGCUGAUUCCCGGACUGUCUGCAGGCCAGAUUUAGAAGGCAAUUGGGCCGGAUCCAGCCCCUGGGCCUUAGUUUGCCUACCCAUGAUCUAGACACCCAAAAAAUUAAAGCUCUCUAAGGAAGGCCAACCAUUUAAUGACAGAAGCAACAGGCCAAAUGUAAACAGGACUUCAGACCACUGUAGGAAUGUUCAGGGAGGCAGGACAGAAUAUAUUGUUUAUUAAUAUCCUUCCUAACUUGAGCUAUCAUGUUCUAUAACUUAGCAGAGUUUUACAUUCCCCUUUUAAACGCACACCAGAUAACUGGUUGCAGGCUUGUUUAAGCUUCUUAAUAUUAGGUUCCUGGUAAGUCCCCUUAUAUCCCUCUUAAAAGAAUAAACAUACCACAAUCUUGUGUAAAGUAUAUAAAAGUGGUUUACUCACACAUUCAGUUCACAGAUGGAUCCCUGAAAACAAAAGUAGUUAAAAAGUACAUACAUCUGGAUCUACCCCAUAUGGUUGAUUAAUCCCAGUGACUGCAGACUGGCAGUUACUGCAGUUCACACGACAUAAGGAAGAUGGAAAAGAGAGAGGGUGCUGCGUGCCCUUUGCUUUUGUUACCUGAACAGGUAAGGUCAUGCCCACCUCUAGUCACAUACAAAAGAAAGUAUGUCCCAGCCCAGGAGGAAAAAGGAAGUUCCAACUGGCUGGAACAAAAAUCCCCCUGCAUGUCCACUCUAGGAAAACAAGGAAUGUUGUACUUAUGUAUCACAACCCACAACCACCAGGGGAGCCACAAUCAAAGGCCGGGAGAAGAAAAUAUUAAUAGAAGUCAUAUUCAUGUUUUUGUUGAUUUGAUGUUUAUUUGCAUUACAAGUCAGCAAUUUAAAUUCAAUAUUAAAAGCAGCUUGAAACCAAGUAUCCCCUCCCCCAGCUCAUCAGUCCAGGUUGCUAGAACACAAUUUCUUCAUUUCUUUUCUACCUACCUCCUCCUUAGAUCAGAAGGAAAUGAAAAAGAGAGAGGAGAUUCAGGAGGCAAUGAAUAUGAUUCGGACCUUUGUUGUUGGGAUUGAUACAAUCCAUGAAGACAAGGAUGGUAAGCAUUUUUUUAUGCACAUCCUCACUUUUGCUAGACCCUAUUUAAUUUAAACAGGCUUCAAUUCCUGUAGUUUGGGAUUCAUAUUGUGUGAGCAAUAAAUAUACUGUAUUCAAUGAAACUCAACACCCAAUAGAGUUUAUCACUGUUUCAUUGCUCAGCAGGAAGAAAAGCAGAUGGUUGUGAUUCUCCCAUCUCCCCACUAGAAAUGCUGUCCUUCCCCAUCAAACUGUAAUUCACAAUGUUUGUGCUACUGUAAGAUUUUAGCACUAGCACAAGGGAACUUUGCCCCCACUCUCCCUGCAUGCCAUCACCAAAGCUGCUCUCCAGGGUGGGGGAAACUUCAGAACAGAUUGGAGGGAAAGGGGCUGAAGAUUGCAUUGCACAAGGAGAAAUUCCUGCACUGACAUAAUGUUCUCCUUAGCUCUAUGCGGAAUGAAACCCAGUAUUCAUCAGAAAAAGAGAUUUGGCGCCUCUGUUUUCUUAGAUUUCACGAAGCAUAAUUGAAAACUACAAAGUAUUCUUUGUAUAUGGGACUCGAGGUGGGAAUUGGUUUUUGACCCUGUGAUUCCCAGCAGAAAAGGAGGACAUAGGAAGGGAACAUUAGAGAUACUUCACGAGCCAGUUUUAAUAUGAGAAUAGGAUAGAAGAAGAGUUUGGAUUUGAUAUCACGCUUUCUCACUACCUGAAGGAGUCUCAAAGCAGCUAACAUUCUCCUUUCCCUUCCUCCCCCACAACAAACACUCUGUGAGGUGAGUGGGGCUGAGAGACUUCAAAGAAGUGUGACUGGUCCAAGGUCACCCAGCAGCUGCAUGUGGAGGAGCGGAGACGCGAACCCGGUUCCCCAGAUUACGAGACUACCGCUCUUAACCACUGCACCACACUGGCUUCAUGGAUUGCAUGGGUCUUUGGUCUGAUCCAGCUGCAGGAUUCUUCUGAGGCCUUUCAUUGGUGAUCUCAGCCACAGAGAAUCAAGUCUGCCCUCAUAUUCAUAAGAACCCAAUCCUUGAGCUCUGCUUCUUGUUUCAGGCUAAAGUGUUUUAAAAUGCUUGAAAAUGGUUUCUUAAUAUUUGCAGAUUGUUAUUUCAGAUACUCUUUUGCCUUGAACAAUUUCAAAUCUUUUAGACUUCCAAAUACUCGCUGUAGCUCAAAACAUAUCAGAGGAAAUGCGGUAUUUUGCCAACAGAAAUGAUGAACUGCAAAAAGAAAUUGGUAAGAUACCCUAUGAUGCUGAAGACUUGUAGUGCAUUGGGAACCUGCCCUUAGUCUGCACCAUCUGAAAGCCCCUCCUCUAGCCGAAAACUCUUAGAGCCAGAGCAGACUGGUGCCCUCCUUUGCAUCCAGCCACCCUAGGGAAACAUCAGAGAUAUUCAGUUCAGCUCUCCUGAACUGUUUAAUUGAUUUAGCCUCUAUGGUUAGGAAAGAAAAGACUUUGCCAUUCUUUGCUAUAACAGAGACAAUCAAAACAGGUCACCUAAAAGACCUGUACCCAGGCCCCAAAGCUAGGUCAGGAUAGGGUCCUCCAUUAAUCUGCACAGGUUUCUAAAGUGGGUUCUCCUUCAUUGGAACCACUUCUUAUAUAGCUAAUGAAUUUUAGGUGGGUUCACACGAGGCAAGAUCCAUUGACAACAAGAACCUUUAUUAAACUAAUGGAACUGGACAACAGGGACAAAGCAACUGCUUUAUGCAUUUCUGAAGUCCUGUGCCACUGCUACUCCCAAUGUGAUUGGAUUUCUAAACUCCCAAGCUGUGAAUCAUAACUUAAAGUUAAAGGGCCAAUGGCAAUAGCCCAGAUCCUCAAAUGUCCUGUGAUUGGAUAUCAUGUCUCGAAUCAAAACAGGGUUCUCAUCAGGUGCAUCAUCCUGUGAGCCAGGCUGAUUGUUCACCUUGUCCCUGUGCUCUGGUGUGGUAGCAGUGGCUGGAGUUGGGGCAUCAGCUAGGUUGCAGUGCAUUUGGUCCACAGGCUGGUAGUGGACCUGAACAUCAAGUGAACAUCCAGCCUUGCAGGAGACUGGCCCAGUCACCCUGGUAAGAGUGGCGGGAAUCCAGGCAGGGCCAUCCCCAUAGUUCCAGAUGUCCUGACCAAUCCAAGCUCCUUGUCCGCAUUCUUGAACCUUACCAAAUGAAACACACCCAACACAAUGGAAACAGACUCUGCUCUGGACACCCUUUGAGAUUAUCCCAUUAAAUUGCCUAUCUUGUUUUCUUUUUCUAUUCUUCCUCCAUAUCUGGCUUGACUCAAAGACCACCUUAUUGGAAACUUGAAUGAUGGUUGGGUUAUAUAUGCAAGGACAUUCUAUUUCUUUUCUCAUGAGCAACACUCAUGGGUGGAUUCCCAAAAAAAGUGUGAGAGGGAAGGCGCCAAGCUCCUUUCUUUCGAAACAUCGGAAGAACAGGUGAGCAUCAAAGCUGAGUAUAGGAAAGGUAGGGGAUCUUCUUGAGCCAAAGGGAUCCUACUAUCACUAAUCAGUUAAGAAGUUCUUGGUAUGCAACCAAGACAGCAACUCCAUCAGUCAAGCCAUGGGUUGGGUGGGACAGGGAGCAGCUGCUACCAUCUGGGACUAACUAAGGUUUCUUGGAGCUGCUGAACUCUAAUAAACUGAAGUUGGCAGUCAGAAAGGAGGCCUUGAAGGAGGAGGAGUAGAUACGUGAGGGGCAUCUGUCCCCUUGAUUGCCUGUAGAGUCUUACUCUGCUAUUUGAGAUGUACUGAGUGCUCAGAAAGAAGGCUUCCCUCACCACCCUCUGGCAUGAGAGUAUCAUGGAGAUGACUCUAGAGGAGCUUACAAGGUAUAAACCCCUCCCAGUGCCUUAGCCCUGGCAGAGGGGAUACUGGGGUGCUACAGGGCAUAGACAUGUAUGAGACCCCAUCAUCAUGCCAUCAAGCAUACCACAACCAGACUGAUUCCAGUGUCUUUGGAACCAACCAACAAACAUGGAUGCAGAAAUUGGAGUAUUUGCCACAUAGGUCACUGUCCUGCUAGAUGUCAUCCAUAUCAGAUCACAAAUUCCAUUGAAGGGAUCAUUAGGAAAUGGAUCAAAAAUAAAACUGCCAAAAUUGUAAUGCAUUGAUACUGCAACCAUACUUGGAAUACAUUGUAUAUUUUUGAUCACUGCUUCCCCAAAAUAUGUGAAUUGGGCCUUCAAUGAUGACAUCUACUCCUUUUGAAAUGUGUUUGUUUUAUUCCUGUUGAAUGUCUGUAAAGGACUAUAGUCUCCGAGAGAAAAUACAAUGUCUAGAAAGAUGUUCUGUUUGUUCCUUCUCUCCACCCCACCUCACCCUAGCAAUUUGUGAAUAAGCAAGUAAAAGACCGUAAACGGUGGUUUUGGAUUGGACUCUUUAAAGACAAGGGAGUGACAUGGACAUGGCUGUCAGGGAUAGUAGCUUCACUCACGUAAGUUUUUGAAGAAACAUUUGUUAAUGGUAUGACUUCCAAAAAGUUGCGGAUUCAGUUUUCAUAAUUAAUUCUUUCCCUCUCCAAAUAUACUUUUGCAUGCACUUUUCUCUACUACCAAAGACCUACAUAUGUACUCCUCCACAUCAUUGCCCAGAUGAGCGGCUGCUGCUUCUCACUAGGCUGCAGAGACAGAAAGGCUUCUCUUCCUGCUUCUCUAACCUAGUGAAUGCGGUGAUUCAGAAGAGGGUGAAGGCAUCCUUUUAAAUGGUUUAUUCUGAUUAGCUCAGCUUCAAAAGGAGUUGCAGGAACCUAAAGCUGAGCAACACUGUCUUUAGGAAAAUAUUUCUACAGUUAUCUGCUAAACAAUCUGAAUAACCAGCAAUCUCUAACUUAAAAUAAUAGCAGAUGAGGUAUGUGUAUGAGAGAGGGUAGUUCAUGUAACUCUCUUGGAUAGAAUCACAGACACAUAGAAAUUUAGAGUUGAAUGACACCCCAAGGGUCAUCUAGUCCAACCUCCUGUCAGCUGGCAGUUUAAGACAGUUCAUGGUUCCCUUUAAGUAUCUAACAACACUUUUCAACCGUGUUGAUGGAUGUACAAGAUCAGAGUAAGAUCUUACUCAUCCACAGCUUGGUAGUAGAACAGCGAGCUGGUCUGGCAUUUAUUACCAAGAAUAGAUUAACAGAGGGUCACUUUCUAUUUGUGCAAGGUCUCCUGGAUCAAAAUCCAAUUCCAUUCAUCUCCAUUGUUGCACCCAAUACCAACCACUUAUCCUUUUGGGCAUAGGUAUUGAGUAAACUUUACAAAUGGGCAGUGGGGUUGUAUAAUACUAGCUGGGAACUUAAACCCUGUAUGCCAGUGGUUCCCAGUUACCCUGUUUUCCCGAAAAUAGGACAGUGUCUUAUAUUAAUUUUUGAUCCCAAAGAUGCUCUAGGUCUUAUUUUCAGGGGCUGUCUUAUUUUUCCAUGAAGAAGAAUACGGUACACAGUUAUUGUCUAAUUGGGAGUCAGCCAGACUCCGUCAAGGCAGAGUGAGCAGCAGGCGGCAGCUUGUCCUGGUGGCGGCACGGGCUCUCUGAUUUAAAGAGACCUCGCACUGCCUGAACAGCUCCAGCUGCACUGCGGCCAAUCAGUGAGCUGCGCAGCUGCACCCGCCACUACGGUCCAGAGGAGUCAAACGCCUUACGGUAGCUUUGGGGGCCUUAUAUUCUGGGGAGGCCUUAUGUCCGGGGGAGGCCUUAUAUAACAGCUGCUCUGUGAGUGUUGGGGAAGGCCGCUCCCUCCUCAGGCUAAUUCCACCAGGCCUAGGGGGCGGGGCCCAGACUCACCUCCGCUACAGUUUGAAGGACAUUGGUGCUGCUGCAGCAAAUGUUGAAAAUGUUUUUAUAUGUUUUAAAGUGUUUUAAAGGCGCUUUUACUUUUUACUUUGUUGUACCACCGUGAACGGUGGUUUUUGUCUGUGUAUUCUUAUUUUGUUCCGUUUUAUUGUGGUUUGGGGUGGGGAUUGGUUUUGUUUGGGUAUAAUUGUUUUUGGUUUGUUUUGUUUUUCUAUUUUGUAAAUGGAGGCCAGUAUGUGGCUUGGGAUUGCUACCGUGGAGGGGCGAGGGAGGUAUGGAGGUGGGGGCAGAUGUUAUAGGUGAAGGGGAUCGAGAUAUGGAUAUGCUCGUACCCCUUCCAAUCUGCGCCCCAUCCCGAGGGACGAGGGUAGGGUGAGCAAGGAUUACUCACCUCCGUCACUGGUGCUGUGCAAUGCCAGGUCUAUAGGCAACAAAACCGCCACUCUGCGAGAUUUCUUUACCUCGCAGGGGGUCGACUUGGCUUGUGUGACGGAGAUCUGGGUGCACGAAGGGGAAACUGUUACCUUACGAGAGAUGGUGCCCCCAGGUUUCUCCGUCCUCCACCAGUCAUGGACUGUGGGCUGGGGGGGGGAGGGGUGGCAUUAUUAAUCCGGGAAGAUUGUUCUUUCAGGGCUCUACCAUCGCCAUCGAUCCCCGGCAUUGAAUGUGUUGGCCUAGUGUGGGGCUCUGAGGUGAGCUUGGCUGUCUGGCUGGUGUACCGGCCACCUAGCGCACCAGCAGCCACCCUGUCAGGCCUGCUGGAGGCGGUGGCCGGCUGGGCCUUGGAGUUACCUAACCUAUUGGUAUUGGGGGACUUCAACAUCCAUGCUGAUGCCACUCCCUCCUCACAGGCUCUGGACCUGGUGUCUUCCAUGGCGACACUAGGGCUCUCCCAGUUUGUUUCGGGCCCCACACAUCAAGCAGGCCACACGCUGGAUUUGAUCUUUGGCACCGGUAUAGAUGUGAUCAUGUCUCCUUCAAUGAAGGUGCCAUGGUCUGAUCACUACGCACUGAAAGCCAGGAUUGACUUUCCACCCCCACCCUGCUUAGGUGGUGAGCCGAUUUGGGCUCACCCGCAGAGGCUGAUGGACCCUGAUAGAUUCCGUCAAGCCUUGCGGGACCUUGCUCCCCCUUUUGACUCAUUGACUGAGCUUGUUGAAUUUUUCUUAACGGUUGCCAUUAAUUUGAUUUUAAUUAAUUUUUAUAAUGAAAUGUUUUUAGAAUGUUGGAUUAUUUGAUUGUUUGAUUAUUUGAUUGCUGUUAGCUGCCCUGAGCCCGGCUUCGGCUGGGGAGGGCGGGAUAUAAAUAAAAUUUAUUAUUUAUUAUUAUUAUUAUAGUUCUUAUUUUGGGGGGAUGUUUUACUUUCGGGGGGAAAUGGUAGCUAAGUACUGCAGACUCCUUGUUUUUCAAAAGCCAAACCAUGGGCCACCCUACCUUUGAACAUUUUGAUAUCUCUGUGGCAGUUUUUCUUAUGUGGAUGGUGCCAUGGAGCCCCUGGGUGGGUGGUCCGUGGACCACCAAUUGGGAGCCACUGUUGUAUGUGAUCUUAGACUUGAUCAAAGGGCAGAUCCAACCCAAACAUCUCAUGGGAGUAAAAAACACCUAUUACACCAUUAUUAAAGGUAAAGGUACCCCUGCCCGUACGGGCCAGUCGUGACCGACUCUGGGGUUGCGCACCCAUCUCACUUAAGAGGCCGGGGGCCAGCGCUGUCCGAAGACACUUCCGGGUCACAUGGCCAGCGUGACAAAGCUGCUCUGGCGAGCCUGCACCAGCACAGCACAUGGAAACGCCGUUUACCUUCCCGCUAUAAAGCGGUACCUAUUUAUCUACUUGCACUUAAGGGUGCUUUCGAACCGCUAGGUGGGCAGGAGCUGGGACCGAACGACGGGAGCUCACCCCGCCGCGGGGAUUCAAACUGCCGACCAUACGAUCGGCAAGUCCUAGGCACUGAGGUUUUACCCACAGCGCCACCCGCGUCCCUAUAUUACACCAUUAUUACUAACAUCAAUUUAAUAGAUUCCUGGAGAGCUAAAAAUAAGGGAGUUACAGAUUUACACUUACCACAGAAUCUUCGUGCUGUGUAGUGGGACUUGAUUCAAUAUACAAUGGACACUGGAGAAUGCAAAGCCUUAGCAGAAGUGACAAUAAGUGUGGGGCUAGGAUGAUACCUUUAUCAACUAUGGAUAAUUGAUUAGAGUAAACUUAGAACCGUCAUGUAAGAUUUUGAUAAGAUCCAUAUGUGGUUAUACAUUUGUGGUUAUAGAUUAUAUUUGUAUUUCAUUUGAGGACAUAGCUAUUUUUGUUUCUGUAUAGUGUCAUUGCUAUCCUCAUUCAUGGGGUGGGUGAUGGAUGUGAGAAGUUUUUAUAUGCUCACAACAAUCACUACUGUGCUAUCUCUCCUACAAGAGAGUAUGGAUCUCUCUUCCAAAAUUCUCUCUCCAACACCCACAACGGUACAGAGCAGAUCUGAGGUUAGAAUUCUAAAAUAUGGGGAGAAAAAUCCACCACAAUUAUGGAUGGAUGUUAAGAGAGAAAAAGCUGGACAUCUUUUUAAUGGUAGAAGGCACAGGGAGCGGGUGAGGAGGUAGACAUCCAAUCUUGAUUGAUCAGUGCUGCUGUUUCUUUUCUUUUUAGGUACUGGAAUGACGGGGAGCCAAGACCAGGGAACUGUGGUGCAUUGACCUAUGAAUGUGGAAGCAAUUGCUGGAUAGCAUCACACUGUGGGAAGCACAUACGGUAUAUUUGUAAGAAGGUGCCUAAUGAUGUUUGGCUCUAAGAAGACACCUUUAAGAUGAAUGAAACUGGAUUGCAUAAUCUCUACACAAAAACAAGAGAUCACCCACCCCACUGUUUUAAUGCACAAUCCACACUCUGCCAUCUAGAUUUUGGCAUCUCUGCCAUCAACCCUCAAAGUCACCUUGAAAACUCCUUCUUCUGCAAGCACAGACGUAGAUGGCUACAAAAAUAAAGAAUGGAAGCGUCCAAUCAUAGCCUUUGUUUAAUGCAUUUACAGUGGUACCUCGG
Podarcis lilfordi (Lilford's wall lizard) is the source of this 23569-nucleotide messenger RNA. Lineage: Eukaryota; Metazoa; Chordata; Lepidosauria; Squamata; Lacertidae. The record is from the annotation of a GenBank genome assembly.